AUGGCCUCCGACAAUGAUUACAUGUCCUUCUUGAACAAAGCCAACGCAGACCUCGACGCCGGACGUACCCCGCAGCAAGGGGCCAGUACCACCAAAACCGAGACCGUCCAUGCCUCCGUUCAGAUCCCGGCGUCGCUCCAGUCGGUCGAUGCAUACUACAUUUCCGACGCAGACGAGCCCUUUGAGCCGGUCGCCCUGCGCUGGGAGGGUGCGUCGCGGGGCAUCUGGCCCAACGCAGAUCAACUCUCCGGCCUGAUCUCCCCUGAUGCCGAUCUCUCACAGGCUAUCUCGACCCUGACUCCAUCUUCCUUCGACCCUAAGAACCAAUAUGCCUCGGUGCUGCACGCGGUGCGCGCGGCGGCUGUGGAGAAGGACGUUGAUGCUGACCAGGCUGGAGUUGAGGUUAAGGUUUACCGAGUCGAGUUGACCAGCACGAAGAUCGAGUACUGGGUUCUCGCGCUGAAUGUCCCCGAAGGACGUAUCGUUGGCUUGCGGGCCAAGUCCAUUGAGUCGUAG
Messenger RNA from Penicillium macrosclerotiorum, 516 nucleotides. RefSeq lists its product as uncharacterized. The record is from RefSeq and is a predicted model, not a curated record. Bases 1 to 516 code for a protein of 171 amino acids. The transcript is spliced from 2 exons. NCBI's taxonomy places the organism in Eukaryota, Fungi, Ascomycota, Eurotiomycetes, Eurotiales, Aspergillaceae.